UUCGUUAUUAAAUUUCAAAGUGAUCGGUUCGGGACUCCUGUGUUCUUCCCACUUAAAAUAAUAGGAUCCCUAGCAAAUAUGUCACCCAAAUACUCUUUCAUUGCAUUGGCAUUAUUGAUCGGCUUCUGCGGAGCUGAUGUGUCGGAAAUAAAGGCGGAUAAGGUUGCCCUGCCAUUCAACGACUUACUGCCACCCCUCCAGGAUGAACCGAGCACCACAACGACAACCACGACAACCACGACAACUGCAAGGCCAGUCACAACGUUGGCCACAAAGCCCACCAAAAAAUCGUAUUACCAGAAGCCAGCUCAGCUGGCCAAGGAGGAUAAAUCGAAGUCCAUUGCCGGCAAGCAGGACGUGCAGGACCUCCCUCUCGAUCUGCUGCCACCCUUCGAGGAUGAUGCCAAGCCAGCGGAGGACAAGCCUCAGUCGGUGGUGAAGACCACGCCCAAGCCUGCGAUCAAGGUCGCUACACCCUCUACCCCCAAGGUCACACUUCCGGCUGUUCCCCGUCCCCAGUACUCGGUUCAACCAGCCCCAGCACCCCGCCCACAGUACUCGGCUCAACCACCUCCGGCGGUUCUGCCUGCCCCAGUUUCCGCUUUGAGGAGCGGCUUCCAGUCCCGGUUCUCCAACUACUUCCUCACCAGCACCGUCCGACCACGACGUGGUCCUUUGCCCACGAUCACUCCAUUCCCGCGCCACGUCCGGCGGUAGGAAUCAACCUCACUAGAUUAGAUAAGCAACCAUUCAAAGGCCAAGUCAGAGCAUAAAAUAAAUAAGAUACGACACACACUGAGAUAAUGAGUGAACUCUAUGCGGUAUUAUUUAAAGCGACUGUUGAAGCAUGAAACUCACACAAAAUAUUCGAAGAUUUCAAAUGUUGAUGGAUCUUAAAUAAUUUAUGAAUGCAUAGGAGUGAACAUUUUUGACCAUCGAGGCACUAACAUCUGUUAGCAUUUUGCCAAGUCAGGUUAUCUAUUUUAAAUGAACACCUUUGUGGCGGAAUUAUAGUGGGUGCAGUGGAAACUUGAACAUUAAAUGAUAAUUAUUUUUAAGAAAUUUCUUUCAAUCUUCCAAUUAAUCAAAAUAGUUUUUAUAGUUCCUAAGGGAUUUACACAAACUUGUAGAAUGUAAUUACAAUUUAUAAAUACAAUACCACUUUUGUUUGAAA
Messenger RNA from Drosophila elegans, 1174 nucleotides. Its product is annotated as lysine-rich arabinogalactan protein 19. Bases 79 to 717 code for a protein of 212 amino acids. The transcript is spliced from 2 exons. NCBI's taxonomy places the organism in Eukaryota, Metazoa, Arthropoda, Insecta, Diptera, Drosophilidae. The record is from RefSeq and is a predicted model, not a curated record.